Prunus dulcis (almond) is the source of this 3021-nucleotide messenger RNA. RefSeq lists its product as uncharacterized. The record is from RefSeq and is a predicted model, not a curated record. Gene Ontology annotation, molecular function: RNA-DNA hybrid ribonuclease activity; nucleic acid binding. Bases 1 to 3021 code for a protein of 1006 amino acids. NCBI's taxonomy places the organism in Eukaryota, Viridiplantae, Streptophyta, Magnoliopsida, Rosales, Rosaceae. The transcript is spliced from 2 exons.
AUGAAGGGAGACCCCUCUAAGAGGGACACCAGUAAAUACUGUGCAUUCCACGGGGAGCACGGACAUUACACCAACAACUGCAAUGCUUGGAAAAGGCAUCUUGAGGAGCUGGUCAGAGAAGGUCAUUGCACAGAAUUCGUCGCAAAGAGGGCCAUUCAGCAGAUCGAGGAUCGUGAUGCGGCUGCCAAGGAGCCUCCCCAAAAGGUCAUUCGAAUCAACACCAUUCUAGCUGACUCCCGGGAGUCCGGGCUGACUACCAAGGAGCGAAAGAGGAAGAUCGCGCAGGCAACUUAUGUCUCCCAAGUCACAACAGGAGUACCAGUCAUUGUGGAUACACCCAUCAUUGGUUUCCAGAAGAAGGACUUGAUCGGGCUUGACCUACCGCAUAAUGACGCGCUAGUCAUCUGCAUUGAAAUUGAACAAGCUGUGAUCGAGCGAAUUCAUGUGGAUGAGGGCAGCGCAGCUAACAUCCUGCAACUAUCUGUCAUCCAACAGAUGGGAUUGGAGCCCAAGAUUAGCAAACUUGCCAGGUCGCUUACCGGCUUCAAUGGGGCCACAUCAAUCACUGUUGGAACGAUCGACCUUGACGUCCACUCACCCCUAGUGCUCUGCUCUCAAACCUUCAUGGUCAUCAACGAGAUCUCCCCUACAAUGGAAUCUUGGGCCGACCGUGGAUCAGCAAGAUCAAGGCCAUCACAUCUGCUCUACACCAGAAGAUUCGCUACCCCAUCCCUGGAGGCGGAAUCGAGCAGAUCAAUAGAUUGGAAGCCUGAGGAUGACGUCGAGUUAGUACCCCCUGAUCUUGGCCAGCCAGACAAAGAAGCGCAUAUCGGCUCGUACCAGAAUCCAAACAAGAAGGAUCGAGAGGAGGGAAUCCGCCCGGAAGGCUCCCUUGAAGAAGGUUGGAAGCCUGAGGAAGACGUUGAGUUAGUACCCCUCGAUCCUAACCAGCCAGACAAGAAAGCGAGGAUUGGCUCGCGCCUAAGCCCAGACGAGAAGGUGGAGCUGAUCAUCUUCCUCCAAAACAACAAAGACAUGUUCGCGUGGUCACCAUCUGACAUGCCCGACAUCGACCCAGACAUCAUCUGCCACCGCCUCCAUGUCAACCCUGCCAGCAAGCCCGUGGUGCAGAAGAGACGCAACUUCGCUACUGAGAGAGUCGCAAUCAUUGAAGCCGAGAUCGACAAGCUUCUAGACGCUGGAUUUAUUGAAGAGGUCUUCUACUCAGAAUGGCUGGCCAACGUCGUUCUGGUGGCAAAACAAGAAAAUGGCAAAUGGAGAGUGUGCGUCGAUUACACCGACCUCAACAAAGCAUGCCCUAAAGAUAACUUCCCAUUGCCGAGGAUCGACCAGCUCGUGGAUUCAACUUCCGGCAACCAGCUGCUCAGAUUCAUGGAUGCCUACUCCGGCUAUAAUCAAAUUAUGAUGUACGACGAUGACAAGGCAAAGACCUCUUUCAUCAUCGAGAGAGGGACCUACUGCUACAAGGUCAUGCCCUUUGGGUUGAAGAACGCUGGAGCAACCUAUCAAAGGCUCGUGAAUAAGAUUUUCAAGGAGCAGAUCGACAGAACCAUGAAAGUCUACGUGGAUGAUAUGCUGGUCAAAGCCCCCAAGCGUGGAGACCACCUCAAAAACCUCAUCGAGGCAUUCAACCUGCUCUGUCAAUACCGCAUGAAGCUGAAUCCAAGUAAAUGCACGUUUUGGUGUAUCAUCGGGCUGAUUCCUGGGGUACUUAGUCACACAACGAGGUCACACCCAAGCCAAAUCAAAGCCAUUCCCGAGAUGAAGUCACAUUCCACAGUGAAGAAAAUACAAAGUCUUACGGGCAGAGCAACAGCCCUCAACCGAUUCCUCUCGAAGUCUACCGACAAGUGCAGACCAUUCUUCAAAGCUUUGAAGAAGGGGCAAAAAGACAAGUGGGACGAGGAAUGCAAAGUAGCUUUCCAGAGUCUAAAAACCUACCUUACUUCACCUCCCCUGCUCUCGAAGCCAAUUCCUGGUGAAGACUUGUUCGUGUACCUGGCAGUGUCCAACUCGGCCAUCAGCUCAGCUCUCAUCCGAGAAGAACUUGGGGCCCAACAUCUGAUAUUCUACACGUCAAAAGCUCUCCUCGAUGUAGAGACUCGCUACCCAAAAUUGGAUAAGCUCAUUUUGGCCCUUGUCGUUUCCGUGAGAAAGCUGCGACAUUAUUACCAAGCUCACCGAGUCAUCGUUAUGACUGACUUUCCUUUGAGAUCAAUUCUCCACAGCCCUGAUGCUUAUCAGCGACUCAUGAAGUACGCAAUAGAGCUAAGCCAAUACGACCUCCUCUACCGGCCGAAGACUGCAAUACAAGCUCAGGCCUUAGCAGACUUUGUUGCAGAAUUCACACAAUCAGCAGAAGAAGAGAAGCUGGUCAGCAAAAAGAAGGAAAGUUUGAGAGUAAACAAGACCUCCACGGAACCUAACCAACCCAAAGACAUGUGGCAGUUACGCGUAGCUGGAGCGUUGAACCAAAAAGUAGCUGGAGCAGGCGUCGUCAUCGUCACCCCAGAUGGAACCCUAUUAGAGCAAGCUAUCACAGUUGCCUCCCUGGCUUCAAACAAUGAGGCAGAGUACGAGGCACUGCUUGCUGGCUUGCGCUUAGCAAAGGAGCUAUCAAUCAAGAAGUUGGCCAUAUACUCAAAUUCCCAGCUAAUCACAAGUCAAGCAUCAGGAGAAUACAUGGCGAAGCACCCAAGGAUGAUCUUGUGCCUUGACAAAGUCCAAGAGCUGUUGAAGGCGUUUCCUACCUUUACCGUUCAGCAGGUGCCCCGAGUAGAGAACGCGCACUCAGAUGCACUGGCAAGCUUAGGAUCAGCGCUGGAUACCCAGUUCAGACACUCCAUCCUAGUCAAGCACCUUGACCAGCCUAGCAUAGAAGAGGCAGAGCAGCCGAACCUGAUGCAGAUCGACGAGGAUCCUAGCUGGCAAAACCCCAUCAUUGACUACCUGGUCAACGAAAACUUGCCAAAGGAAAAGUUCUAUGCCAGGAAAACCUAG